Messenger RNA from Cebus imitator (Panamanian white-faced capuchin), 5406 nucleotides. RefSeq names its product serine and arginine rich splicing factor 11 (gene SRSF11). The transcript has 12 exons. Bases 3289 to 4194 code for a protein of 301 amino acids. Gene Ontology annotation, molecular function: RNA binding. Gene Ontology annotation, cellular component: nucleoplasm. Gene Ontology annotation, biological process: RNA splicing. The record is from RefSeq and is a predicted model, not a curated record. NCBI's taxonomy places the organism in Eukaryota, Metazoa, Chordata, Mammalia, Primates, Cebidae.
GAUUCACCUUUGCCAGUCUCAUCUCGUGUCUGCUUUGUUAAGUUCCAUGAUCCGGACUCAGCAGUUGUGGCACAGCAUCUGACAAACACUGUAUUCGUUGACAGAGCUUUGAUAGUCGUACCAUAUGCAGAAGGUUUGUGCUUUGUUUAACUACCUUUGUGGACAUCUUAAGAUGACCAUCCACCUCAGUAGAUGUAGAGUGAGCCAUAGUAGCAUGUUAAAAUCUAAGCUAUUAAUAUUUUUAAACCCUUGUUAUACUGCAGUCCAUAAUUUUUGCUUGCAGAUCUUUUUUUAGAAAUUAGGUCUGUUUUUAUAAAGUAUUUACCUUUGUUUUCUUUUAAAAUAUUUUUAAGUUGUUUAAAACAAUGUCCGUUAUUGUAACUCCCUGAGAUAUAUCUACUUAGUUAAUUUAAUGUUGAGUUUUAUGAAAAAGUCCUAAAGGUAAAUGAUUCAUUCCAUGUAUGCAUACAGAGCCUUCAAAUAUAAAUGCAUGAUGUUAUUUCUGUUUUAAAUAAGUGAGUAGAUUGAUUUUAUUUUCUUAAAGCUUCCUCACAUUGAUAAUCUGGAGGAAAGAAAAAACCCACGUUGAAUUUCAGUAUACCAAGGGUUGCAGUGAUUUUGGUUUUCAAGAAAGUUCAAGAUUUCCUGUAGCUUAGGUGCCAAAUGGGCACUGGGUGUUUUAUUUUAUGCCAGAUUUUCUUGUUCAUUCUUGCUAUAUUUCUAGAAUAUCUCUAAAUAAUAAAUUCUUCUCUCUGUUAUUUGUGUGUGUGAUUUUUGUAGUGGAGAAGGCAAAUGCAAAACCCUUCCAGAUGCCUGAAAAACAGUGGGUCCUCUGCAGCUACAGGGGAUUGUAGACAUUAACUAAAGACCAGCAAGCACUCAAGUGCCCCAAGUGUUUUCCUGGUGUAACCAUUUGUUAACUACAUUUUCUCUCUUUUUACAUUUUAGGCUGUUAAAGUAAUUUGACAGAAAAAAUGAGCAGGUUUUUUGGAUCUAAAAAGCCACUGUGACAAGACAUUUUAAUACCAUUUUGUAAAAUUUUCUAAGGCAUAUUUUAUAAUUAGUUUGUUCCCAAUGUACUGCUACUUGAUUUGCUUUUUGGUAACUAUAAAUUUUACUCGAAUCACUGAAAUAUGAUAAAAUUGCUGGAUUUUAAGUUAAUAAUUUAAUAUGCUGACCAGGAUUUAAAUGCUUUCCCCUUUCCUGAAUAAACUGGUCAGUGGAAGUGGAAUCUUAAUAUUGUUGGUUUUAGAUGCUAUCUGAAAUCUGUGAAUACAAAUGUGAAUAUUUACACCAUACCUUGUAAAAGUUGUGAAAUGUGUAGUCCUUAACACUUAAAGAAAUUGCCUCUGGUUUUCUAAAGAAAUUAACUUAUAAAUGGAUUAAGGCAUGUUAUAUAAUAGUACCUCUGUCUCCAUGAUAUUAAAAUGUAUGAGCCCAGUUUUAAGGUUUUAUAAUAUAUAGAUAGAUAAAUUUUUGAGUUAGUGUGUUUUGGUUAAGCAAUUUCUUUUAUGUCAGUGUGCCUGUUGUAGGAUAAGACUUACCAUCAACAGAAAAUUUACAGAAUUCAAAUUCAGGAUGAAUAAAAUAGAUGAUAGGUCUUGGAACAAGGGUCAAAUCAUGUGAGUAAUAUGUAAAACAUUUUGGUUAGCCUGUAAAUUUAAAUUUUUAUCAGCUAAGUAUUCUAGUUCCCAAUCCCUGAACAUAAUACAGUAUAUCAUAUAAAUGCUUUCAUAAAUAUUUUCAGGCCAUAGUAAUUUUUCUAGACCUAUUUUUGAAAGUGAAGUAUUUAGGAAUAUACAGUGUAUAGAAUUUGGGGAAUAUUUCAUUCAGAAAUCUAUUGUUGGUGAAUUCUGGUAUGAUAUGCUGUAUUAAUGUUACCUCCAGUAAAUACCAUUCCCUCCAGAUUUAGCUAUUACACUUCGGUGUUAGCUCUUGGUCAGUGUUUUAGAACAGUAGACACAGUCUAUGGUAAGGAAUAGUCUUACUUGGUAAAACUAAGCUUAAUAUGGAAGGAACUCUUAAUAGUAAUGGGUUUGGGGAUUAUUUAGGUUCCUUGGUUAAUGUUUGUUUCUUUUGUCUGUUUCUUUUUCUUUCAUUUCUACACAUUCAUGCAGUAUUUCAUGGUUCUAUCAAAGCAGCAGUAAAAAAAAUACUCUUGACGCAUGAAAAUUAACUGUUCUUUUCCCUGGUUCAGCCUGAACUAUAUACCAGGCCCUGCUGAAAAUACCACCCAACAGUUUUCUUCUGCAGCUUAUCCAGUUUCUCUUAAGUGCCCUGUACAUAUUGUAUGUUUUAUGAUGAGAUGCAGUUUCUUAAUAUGUAUUACAGAAAUACUACUGGUAUUUGCAAAUAUGUAGUUUAAUUGUAUUAUUGAACUCUCAUUUUGGGGGCUUGGGCACAUUAACAGAUUAAUCCAUCUGUAUAGGGCUUUUGCUGUUGGAUAGAAUUUAAAUUGUCUACAUAAAUAUUUGUCUAGGGACCCUUAGAUUUUAUCUGAAUACACAGAUUAGGAUUUAAAAACAGAUAUACAUGUCAUUUUUGGCUUAAGGAGUUUGGCUACGUUAGCUUUUCAACUGGCACUAUAUAGCAGCAUUUUUUGGUAUGGUUAGCAUGGCACAUGGCGAAACAUAAAGCAUUUUACUGUACAGGUAAGGAAUGUGCCAUGUUGUUUUACGUAUCUUUCUCUCUCUCUCACUCUCAUGCACACAUCCUGUGUGUAUUCAGAGACCUUCAGAAACAUAAUCAUUUUCAUGAGUCAGCAAAAGCCCUACGCUUGAUUCCAACAGAAUAUUUCCUUUACAUACUUUCUUCUCUUAAUUUUUACAAAUUUGUAUGGUAGGUGUAAAAGAAAAUCAUAGUAACUGUACCAUAUUAUUAACCCCUAAAUCAAACUUUUUUUGUCUUGUGUAUCUUGAUUUUUCUGUGUGCUUUAUAGUGAAGCAGCCGACACGAGUCGUUGUUCAUAAAACAGCUUUUGAAAGUUGAGAGCACACCCCUGGAGAACCGACUGUGCUUGCUUACGUUUGGUUCAUGACUUAAAAAUCGAGUACAGGAGUUAUUCCUGAUGAGGCUAAGGCUUUGUCUCUGUUGGCACCAGCUAAUGCAGUGGCAGGUCUUCUGCCCGGUGGUGGACUUCUGCCUACUCCUAACCCACUUACCCAGAUUGGCGCUGUUCCACUGGCUGCUUUGGGGGCUCCUACUCUUGAUCCUGCCCUUGCUGCACUUGGGCUUCCUGGAGCAAACUUGAACUCUCAGUCUCUUGCCGCAGAUCAGUUGCUGAAGCUUAUGAGUACUGUUGAUCCCAAGUUGAAUCAUGUAGCUGCUGGUCUGGUUUCUCCAAGUUUGAAAUCGGAUACCUCUAGUAAAGAAAUAGAGGAAGCUAUGAAAAGAGUACGAGAAGCACAGUCCCUAAUUUCUGCUGCUAUAGAACCAGAUAAGAAAGAAGAAAAAAGAAGACAUUCAAGAUCAAGAUCACGUUCUAGGAGGAGGAGGACUCCCUCAUCUUCUAGACACAGGCGGUCAAGAAGCAGAUCGAGACGGCGAUCGCAUUCUAAGUCUAGGAGUCGGCGACGAUCCAAAAGCCCAAGACGGAGAAGAUCUCAUUCCAGAGAGAGAGGUAGAAGGUCAAGGAGCACAUCAAAAACGAGAGACAAAAAGAAAGAAGACAAAGAAAAGAAACGUUCAAAAACACCACCAAAAAGUUACAGCACAGCCAGACGUUCUAGAAGUGCAAGCAGUUUGCACAUUUGUGCUUCUAGAGAGAGACGACGACGCAGAAGCAGGAGUGGAACAAGAUCCCCUAAAAAGCCUCGGUCUCCUAAAAGAAAAUUGUCUCGCUCACCAUCCCCUAGGAGACAUAAAAAGGAGAAGAAGAAAGAUAAAGACAAAGAAAGAAGUAGGGAUGAAAGAGAACGAUCAACCAGCAAGAAGAAGAAAAGUAAAGAUAAGGAAAAGGACCGGGAAAGAAAAUCAGAGAGUGAUAAAGAUGUAAAACAGGUUACACGGGAUUAUGAUGAAGAGGAACAGGGGUAUGACAGUGAGAAAGAGAAAAAAGAAGAGAAGAAACCAACAGAAACAGGUUCCCCUAAAACAAAGGAAUGUUCUGUGGAAAAGGGAACUGGCGAUUCACUAAGAGAAUCCAAAGUGAAUGGGGAUGAUCAUCAUGAAGAAGACAUGGAUAUGAGUGACUAGAGUAUUGCCUCUGUGGGAAUCCAACUGUAUACUUGCAUCAGUGUCAUUCCUUUGUGUAAUUUCUUAAUGCUGUAUUUGUUCAUCUCAAAUCUAGAUGUAUACAGCUCUGAGUUAUAAAUGGUUAUAAAGCUCCUGUUACUGAUAUUAGUUAUUUACAUCAAAAAGCUUUUAGAAAAUGGUACGAGGUAACCAAUUCUUGUCAUGGUGAAAUCUGAUUGAGUAACCAAGCAGUUUUACUAUUCUGGUGCUGCUUCAUAACAAAAAUGAAAAGCUGCAUGCGUCUACAGCAGGCAUGGGUUGUUUAUGUCGUAUGAUCUCCCUUAUUAAGUAAGUUCACUUAUAGUAUUUCUAUAAUUUGAUUCAUUGCCGUAAUAGAGCCAUGUAGGAAAUGCACUGAUUGCAUGUUAUUGUGGCAAGAAUAUCCUAAAUGUCAUUAAAAUCCUUCAACAUGAUGGAUCUACUUAUGGUCUUGUUUGUUGACAUGACAAAUUAACAUUCUUACAGUUACAUCUGGAAAUGAGCAUUUGAAAUAGAUAAUCCUUUAAGCUUUGUGGCAAAAUUUUUGUGGCUUUUGUUUAACUUUGAAAGGUUAUUAUGCACUAACCUUUUUUGGUGGCUAAUUAGGGUUUAAAUAUAGAGACAAGAUUUCAAAUAAAACUGUCUUUGGCAGUGAGUAAAUAGCAGCAUAUCUUGAAGUACAGUUGUAUACGUUUUCAUAAGAUGUUUGGGAAUUUUUUUUCCUGAAGUUAAUAAUUUAUUCCAUAUCUACAUCAAUGAAAGUUAUCUACCUAUCCGAAGUCCAUCUUAAAGGGGAAAGAAAAAAAAAUCUCUUGCCCUUAUUUUGAAUUUUCAGUAAUUUGUUUUAAGCGCAAUGUUGGAAAAAAGGGGUAGUGCAUUUUAAAUUGACCUUCAUAUGCUUUUAAAAUAAGACAGAUCUACUUGAUAAUGUACCUUUUAUUUGAUCUCAAGUUGUAUAAAACCAAUAAAUUUGUGUUACUGCAGUAGUAAUCUUAUGCACACAGUGAUUUCAUGUUAUAUAUGCAAAGUAGUUAGGCAACUGUUUUCUUAGUUACAGAAGUUUCAAGCUUCACUUUUGUGCAGUAAAAACAAAAGUAGGCUACAGUCUGUGCCAUGUUGAUGUACAGUUUCCGAAAUUGUUUUACAAGACUUUGAUAAUAAAACCCUUAAAUUUAUGUUCAUGUUCCUGUAAAA